Molecule: messenger RNA, 5233 nt
Organism: Coregonus clupeaformis (lake whitefish)
Lineage: Eukaryota; Metazoa; Chordata; Actinopteri; Salmoniformes; Salmonidae
Product: amyloid-beta A4 protein
Exons: 18
Coding region: 200-2407 (735 amino acids)
Biological process (GO): central nervous system development; axonogenesis
Cellular component (GO): plasma membrane; early endosome; Golgi apparatus
Molecular function (GO): serine-type endopeptidase inhibitor activity; transition metal ion binding; signaling receptor binding
Source: RefSeq, a predicted model, not a curated record
AUCCUCCCUCUCUCCGACUAGUUUCUUCCCAUAGUGUUUUCUCGCGGCCGGGUCAGGUGACAGGCUUUGGAGCAGCUGGCCAGCCUCGUUGUCGCGCUCAACCAUCGCCAAACGGGAGUGAACGGGAUAGAGGCUCAUGCUAACGGAUUUAUCUGAAUAUUUUGAAGAUAUUGGACGGAACUGAUUUAGGGUCAACGGCAUGGGCGAGCGAACAGCAUUUCUGUUGUUAUGGGUGGCGACCUUGACGCUGACAUCGGAGGUGCCAUCUGAUGACUCACUAGGUCUGCUACCAGAGCCCCAGGUAGCCAUGUUCUGUGGGAAGCUGAAUAUGCACGUCAACGUCCAGAGUGGCAAGUGGGAGCCGGACCCCUCCGGCACCAAGAGCUGCAUCGGAACCAAGAAUGGCAUCCUGCAGUACUGCCAGGAGGUGUACCCUGAGCUCCAGAGCACUAACGUGGUGGAGGCCAACCAGCCAGUCAGCAUCCAGAACUGGUGCAAGAAGGGACGCAAGCAGUGUCGCAGUCACACACACAUCGUGGUGCCCUACCGCUGCCUGGUUGGGGAGUUUGUGAGUGAUGCCCUGCUGGUUCCUGAUAAGUGCAAGUUCCAGCACCAGGAGAGAAUGGACAUGUGUGAGAGCCACCUGCACUGGCACACCGUGGCUAAAGAGUCCUGUGGAGACCGCACCAUGAAUCUCCAUGACUACGGCAUGCUGUUGCCAUGCGGCAUCGACCGUUUCCGAGGGGUGGAGUUUGUGUGUUGCCCGGGAGACACGCAGCGCAAGUCAGACAGCGUCGAGCUGACUGAGUCUGACAUGUGGUGGGGCGGUACCGAGACUGAAUACACCGAUAACAGCAUGCCUCGCCAGGCGGAUCAGGGGGCUGCCACCACUGAGGAUGAUGAGGAUGCCUUUGAUAGGGACGGUGACGGUGAUGAGGAUGAUGAUGAUGAAGACGAUGAGGAUGAUGUGACUGACGAACGGGAUAGUGGUGAACGCACCUCCAACAUCGCCAUGACAACCACCACUGAGUCGGUCGAGGAAGUUGUCAGAGAGGUAUGUUGGGCACGUGCUGAAUCGGGCCCAUGCCAUGCCAUGCUGGAGCAUUGGUACUUCGUGCCAGAGAAGGGCACCUGUGCCCCCUUCCUCUUUGGAGGGUGCGGGGGCAACCGGAAUAAUUUUGACUCAGAGGAAUACUGCCUGUCUGUCUGCAGCACCAGUGUGUUGCCCACCAAGGCCCCCUCCCCCCCUGGCGUGGUGGACCAUUACCUGGAGUCUCCCGGAGACUACAACGAACACGCCGACUUCCAGAAGGCCAAGGAAAGUCUGGAGGCCAAGCACCGCGAGAGGAUGUCCCAGGUGAUGAGAGAGUGGGAGGAGGCAGAGAGACAGGCUAAGAUUCUCCCUCGCGCUGACAAGAAGGCUGUCAUUCAGCACUUCCAGGAGAAGGUGGAGGCCCUGGAGCAGGAGGCAGCAGGAGAGCGACAGCAGCUGGUUGAGACCCACAUGGCCCGGGUGGAGGCCCUGCUAAACAGCCGCCGUCGCAUGGCCCUGGAGAACUAUCUUAGCGCCCUGCAGGCCAACCCACCCAGGCCUCGUCAGGUGCUGGGCCUGUUGAAGAAGUAUGUCCGUGCAGAGCAGAAGGACAGACAACACACCCUGAAACACUAUGAACACGUCCGCAUGGUGGACCCCAAGAAGGCUGCUCAGAUCCGACCCCAGGUGAUGACCCACCUGCAUGUGAUUGACGAGAGGAUGAACCAAUCCUUGGGGCUGCUCUUCAAGGUGCCCAGCGUGGCCAACGAAAUCCAAGACCAAGUUUCGGUCCUGAUGCAGAGGGUUCAGUCAGAGCUGUCUCAGCAAGUCUCAUCUCUGCAGAGCGAUGGGAGGACUGAUGUCAUGGUGAGCUAUGGGAACGAUGCCCUGAUGCCUGACCAGGCCUACAGCUCUGCCCCUCUGGACCCUGGCAUGGGCCUGGACAGACUCGGCUUCAUCCACCCAGAGAGUUUCAACCAGCCCAACACCGACAACCAUGUUGAGCCUGUUGACGCUCGUCCAGUUCCAGAUAAAGUCUCUGCUCUGAAGCCUGAGGAGUUCCCUGAGGUGCGGAUGGAGAAAGAGAGGCAAAGCGCCAGCUAUGAAGUGCAUCAUCAAAAACUGGUGUUCUUCGCUGAGGAUGUUGGCUCCAACAAGGGUGCCAUCAUUGGGCUGAUGGUGGGCGGGGUUGUCAUAGCGACAGUCAUCGUCAUCACUCUGAUUAUGCUGAGGAAGAAGCAGUACACCUCCAUUCAUCACGGAGUCAUCGAGGUGGAUGCUGCAGUGACCCCAGAGGAGCGACACCUGUCCAAGAUGCAGCAGAAUGGUUAUGAGAACCCCACCUACAAGUUCUUCGAACAGAUGCAGAACUAAGGAGCUACCCUUUGAUCCCUCACUGACCCUGAACCCCCUUAACCCCUCCUACUUAGGCCAUGUUCCAUUUUGGUCCCUAAACCCUUCUCCUAGCUCCUGCUUAUUUUCAAUGGAUCUGAAAGGACUGGAUAGGUGAAACCAGUAUGACUGAAGCUCCACGUAAAUCUAUUGGGUUAGAAAGAGCCGUAGUCAUAUUACUUACAGCUACCCAAGGGUAGUGAAGGCCAAGGGGCUAGGGGCCAAAAUGGAACCAAGCCACACUCACCCUCCAUCCCUUCCUUGUAAGGUGCAGCACAUCAACAUCCAUAGCUGCCAUUAGUCAGACAAGGGUAUCCUUCUUCACCUGCACAUUUUUAGCCAAUCACAGAUGAGAUCCCGUAGCGUUUGUACAGAACAGAGAAGCUCAUUGAUUGAUUAAUCUGUCCAUGUAUCUGUGGGUUGGCCCUCCCCCUCAGUACAGCACUCACAUCUCUAAGAGGGCUAAACAGAGGCCUCAUAUACACCUGUAAUCUUCCUCCCUCUUCCUCACUCCUUCUGAAGCAAUCUCCUCUCCCCCUCCUCCAUCACUCCCAUGCACUCCUCUCCCGCUCCCCCUCUCAGAUGACGGAUGUGCUGUGUUUGGUGAUGACAUAACAGCUCUUAGCGCUAGCGAAGGGAGGAGGGGCUCAGUCUACCCUGAGCUCCUCUCCGCAGAAUUAUAUCCCAAGUGUUUCAGGUUUGUUUUUCAGAAAAAAAUAUAUACAAAAAAAUUAUAUAUAGAUAUAUAAAUACAUCAUCAGAAAUAUGUAAAUGGUGAAGAAAUAUUGAAUGUUUUCAUUUGUUAUUUUUAUUUUGUGCAUAAUGUAUUGAAACAAGGCAUAAUGUAGUGCAUGGCGAUAUUGAUGACCGAUAUACUUAGAGGGAACCCGGCUCCUGUUGUGGGGACUGGGCCUCUCAUGUAGACUUAGCAGGAUUUAACAUUUCAGUGUCUUCUUUGAUCUUGUGAUACGAAGAAGAGAAAAAAAGUAUUUGGAAUCUGGUCUGCUUUGUUGUCACGGAGACAUGCUUUAAACAGAAUCUGUGCUCUCCUUUGUUUGCCAUGCCUCACCCUGUUUUAGCUGCAUGGGCUGAAUGCUCUAUCUAUAUGUAAUAUGAUAUGAAGUGGAAUAGUAUCUGAAAGGAAGUCGAUUGUGCUACUAUUUGCAUUAUAUGCACUCAUUUAGAGUCUGAUUAUUUACUGGUAUUACUGCUCUGUUUAUCGGCAUUCCAUGUCCAUAGAAUUGUUUCAGCUCCAUUCCUCAUUGCCAUUCCGGAAAUCUCCAGCAUUUGACCUAUCUUUCCUAUUCCUAUAUCGUCUGUGAAUAUCUAUGAAUAUCAUUUACGGAACAGAAAUAAUUAGUUUUUAUUUUUCUCAGGCUUUCAGACUAUUUUUCUAUCUUUCUUUCCCUCUCUCUAUCCUACAGUCCCAACAGCCCUUCUCUAUCACUCCCUCUCUCUGUGCUGUGUCAGCUUGGGGUGUGCGGCGCUUUGGAGUUGUGUAAGAGAGAAUUAGAUUAAGUUGAUAGAGAGAGGGACAGGGAUUGAGAAUGUGAUAAAGAUUAGAAUGUACAAAUCUGAUAUUCCCGUCACCUUUCCUAUCAUCACUCCUGCACACACACACACAUUCCCUCCAGUGUCUCACACACGCAACAUACAUUAUACACUAUUUUUCUAUCUUUCCUUGGUUGUUUGAUACAUGUACAGUGUAUGUGUUCUGUGGUGGAUAUCCCCCUCUUGCUUGUCUUGUCAAAUCUCUCAUUAAGUCUCAGACCUCCUGGCUUUAAAAGCAGAGGCUAAAGAAAUACUGAUCUCAGACCAGUUUGAUGGUUAAAUUGAUCUCGGACCAAUGUGUGAGAGGCUAAAUACAGGGACCUGUAUAAGAUUCGUAAGUGCAAUUCCUCAAGAUUUAAUGAUUUUCUUACGAACUUCUCAAAUAUCGUACAUUUAAAAAAAAAAGAUGUUUGUUUCUAGGCAACCGUUUUAGCUAGUCAUCUAGCUAGCCAUGGCAAUCGGGUUAGCAUAUUUCUUACUGAGAUUACUGUUCUAAAACAUGUUCUUGGGUUUAAAGUAAUCAAUACUGAAACUUUCAGAUGAAUUUUGAGUGAAUUAAACAUUUCAAUUGCUUUCAUUAGCGUUUUCUCUCACUGCCCUGAGUUUAAGACAAUGGUUUAGCUAGCUUGGAAUUAAGAACAUUUCCAAUACUUUAUUUUCAAGAAUCUAAUUUCUUCUUAACUUUUUGCUUAAGGAGCAACACAAGAAAUAGCGCAAGAAAAUAACCUUUUUAAGGAAUAGCAAGUUUUCUUAACUUUCUUCUUAAGUCUAUAGUUAAGGACAAAUUGACCGUUAAGACAUUUCUUCCUAAGAAGGUUUUGUGAAUCUGGGCCCUGAUCUGGAGGACACAACUUCACAAUGUUGAGAUUCAAUGUGUUAUGUAGACCAGAUGUCAUUGUCUGUUAGGUAGUGUUUGUUACAUUUCUAUCUGCAUUUCUAACUGAAUGCACCCCAGAUCUGGGAUCAGUAUUUAGAGGCAGUAGUAGAGACGAGACAUUCCCCGUACCCAAAAUGGAGUCAAACUACAGCCUCCAAUAGACAUGAAUGUGACAUUCAUAUUGUGCAAUUAUUCCACAGAUCUACACACACAAACUGAAUCAGGUAAAUGUGUUGUUGUCGUCAAGGAUACUCGUGCUAUCUUUCUUUCAUUUGUUAAUUCUGUGACUUUUUUCUCUGUACCUAUACAAACUAUUUGCUUAGACUGAGAAAGCUUUCUACACACUAUCCCAUCAAUAAAAAAUGUAAUGUACAUACAUA